Messenger RNA from Symbiodinium pilosum, 1686 nucleotides. The record is from the annotation of a GenBank genome assembly. NCBI's taxonomy places the organism in Eukaryota, Dinophyceae, Suessiales, Symbiodiniaceae.
AUGUAUCGAGUCUUUGUAGCUCCAGACGGCCGGGUCUACCAUGACAAGGCCAGCGUGGAGCAGCAUGUAGGCCGGUCGCUGGCCGCGAAGGAUGGCUUCAACGGUCGGUGCAAGCUUCUUUCGCUCCAGCACGACGUCGUCCACAUCGAUGGGUUGCAGAGCUUCCUUGCUUCGAAGGAGCAAACAGUUCUCCCCAGCAAAGACGACAUUUUCUUCGCGGUCAUUUCUGCACGGCGGGCCAAGUUCGACGAGGGCUUGCAGGAUAUAGCCGUUGUUCAGUCGCACUUCUUGAAGGCCGGCGUGGAGCCUGUCUGGUUCGUGGAUUCCGAGGAUGUGAAGGAGUACACCAGCUUGGGGCUGAAGGUGGUCGAAGGAGGCAAGCGUGCUGCCGCCCGCAACAAAGCUUUAGAGGAAGCUGCCCGUCUUGGGAAAGCGUGCUGCCAGUGCAGCGACGACAUUAGCAGAUGGGAAUACCGAUCUGGGCCGCGCGUGGCAAAGUCUGAGGAGAUGCUGAAAACAGCAUGGGCCUCUUCCAAGGGCGUUGCUUCUUCGCCGGUAGCAGCCGCUCAGUUCCUCCUGGCAAAACUUCGAGGUUGCGAAGGGGAACAAAGACCUUACCUUGCUGGCAUAUAUCCAGAUGGUAUCAGCAUGCGGACUUUUGCGCGAGACGAGUUCGAGUCCCACCAUUACAUACCUGGAGAUUUCUUCGUUGCGGAUCUCUCGCCAGUUCGAUUUGACGAGUCUUUUGCUCGGAAAGAGGACUAUGUUUUCACCGUUGAGCACAUCGAGAAACAUUCUUCCGUACUCCGAUGCAAUCGCUUGAUGAUCCAGGCAAAGCACAAAAAUAACCCAGGCGGUGCAAACACAAAUAAAGAUCGCCGGCGUGCAUUGGAGAAGCAGACCCAGGAAACAUUGCUUACUCGAUGGCCACAGGCCUUCCGCAAGCACAAGAAAGAGGAUCGCGAGGUAAUUAUGUGCUGGCCAGACGUGGAGCCUGACUCAGAGGGCGAGGACAGCAAGGAUGACAAAAAGAAGAAUAAGCGCCGACGGGAGGACAAUGACGAUGAGGCGAGGAAGCCAACAACUCCCCUGGAUGCUUCCAAGCCCGGGACUCCCAAGGAAGCCCCGAAGCCUUCGACUCCAGCGGAAGGAACUCCGAAGGACAGCGGAAAGCCAGGAACUCCGAAGGAGAGCGCCAAGCCGGGCACUCCGAAGCAAGAUGCAAGGCCGCCCACUCCAAAGGACGCUCCAAAGCCAGGCACGCCCAAGGAGGCCCCCAAGCCGGGCACGCCCAAGGACAGUAAGCCUGGAACUCCGAAGCCAGAGACUCCCAAGGAGGGAACGGAGACUCCCAAGAACAGGAAAGAAGCCGGCAAGACUCCUCCGGUGGACACCUCCAACAAGGCUACGGGCGAGCCUGCGGCCAAGAAGCUGCGCGCAAAGGACAUCCAGCAAAACAGCAUGGACGCCACCGUGCUGAAGGGCGAAAAGGUGCCGGGCACAGAGUACAUUGCAUCGCGGUGUGCCUUGGUAGUCGGGCAGAAGGUCCGCGACGUCAUUGGCACUGUCCAGUUCACCAAGACGAAUGGUACCGUUGCAACAUAUGCAUUGGCAGACCUUCGGUACGACCUGUCCUGCGGUUUCCUGAAACUUGAGGAAACACCUCAAGUAGGUUCUGAGGCCUAG